UUUGAACCGGGGCAAAGCAGAGGCGGGGAGAGGGGCCGGGGCAGGAGGCGGACGGUGACAUCAGAGCGGCCGGGCGGAUAAGGUGGGAGAGCCGCAGGAGCGGAGUGGGCGAGCGAGGCGUCAGCGAUUUAGCGGCUGCCUCCGGUUCCCCGCUCACCGCAUCUCACCUCACCUCACCAUGCAGAGGUCUCCCCUGGAGAAGGCGAACAUCUUCUCCAAACUUUUCUUCAGAUGGACAAACCCAAUUUUGAAAAAGGGUUACAGACGACGGUUGGAGCUCUCAGAUAUUUAUCAAAUCCCUUCUGCAGACUCUGCUGAUAAUCUUUCUGAAAAACUGGAAAGAGAAUGGGACAGAGAGCUGGCAACUUCAGAGAAGAAACCCAAACUCAUUAAUGCUCUUCGACGAUGCUUCUUCUGGAAAUUUAUGUUCUAUGGAAUAAUAUUAUAUUUAGGGGAAGUCACCAAAUCUGUGCAACCCCUUCUGCUGGGGAGAAUAAUAGCUUCCUAUGACCCAGACAACUCUAAUGAAAGAUCCAUAGCUUACUACCUGGGAAUUGGCUUGUGCCUCCUCUUUUUUGUGAGAACACUGCUUAUACACCCUGCUAUAUUUGGUCUUCAUCAUAUUGGAAUGCAAAUGAGGAUAGCUAUGUUUAGCUUGAUCUAUAAGAAGAUCCUGAAACUGUCAAGCAGAGUUCUAGAUAAAAUAAGUACUGGACAAUUGGUCAGUCUUCUUUCCAACAAUCUGAACAAAUUUGAUGAGGGUCUUGCUCUGGCUCAUUUUGUAUGGAUUGCACCAUUACAAGUGGCACUGCUGAUGGGAUUGCUCUGGGAUAUGUUAGAAGCUUCUGCAUUUUCUGGACUUGCUUUUCUUAUAGUUGUGGUCUUAUUCCAAGCCUGGCUGGGACAAAUGAUGAUGAAAUACAGGAAUAAGAGAGCGGGAAAGAUCAAUGAGAGACUUGUCAUCACCUCAGAAAUAAUUGAAAAUAUACAGUCAGUUAAAGCCUAUUGUUGGGAAGAUGCAAUGGAAAAAAUGAUUGAAAACAUCCGUGAAACUGAACUGAAGCUUACCAGAAAAGCUGCCUAUGUGAGAUAUUUCAACAGCUCAGCCUUCUUCUUCUCAGGCUUUUUUGUGGUGUUCUUAGCUGUGCUUCCGUACGCUGUGAUUAAAGGAAUUACUCUCCGAAAAAUAUUUACCACCAUUUCCUUCUGCAUUGUCCUUCGAAUGACAGUGACCAGGCAGUUUCCCGGCUCUGUGCAGACCUGGUAUGACUCUAUUGGAGCAAUAAACAAAAUACAGGAUUUCUUGCUGAAAAAAGAAUAUAAAGCUCUGGAGUAUAAUCUAACAACCACUGGGGUUGAGCUGGACAAAGUAACAGCUUUUUGGGAUGAGGGAAUUGGAGAGCUAUUUGUAAAAGCAAACCAGGAAAACAACAACAGCAAAGCUCCUAGCACUGACAGCAAUCUCUUCUUCAAUAAUUUUCCCCUUCAUGCCUCUCCUGUUCUUCAGGAUAUAAAUUUCAAGAUUGAGAAGGGGCAGCUAUUGGCUGUUUCUGGAUCUACUGGAGCAGGCAAGACUUCUCUUCUGAUGUUGAUAAUGGGAGAAUUGGAGCCUUCACAGGGCAAAAUAAAGCACAGUGGAAGGAUAUCCUUUUCACCUCAAGUCUCCUGGAUCAUGCCUGGAACAAUAAAAGAGAACAUAAUUUUUGGGGUAUCCUAUGAUGAAUACCGGUACAGGAGCGUCAUCAAAGCCUGCCAACUAGAAGAGGAUAUUUCCAAGUUCCCAGACAAGGAUUAUACGCUGCUGGGUGAAGGUGGAAUCAUUCUUAGUGGAGGUCAACGAGCACGGAUCUCACUGGCAAGGGCAGUGUACAAAGAUGCUGAUUUGUAUCUCCUGGAUUCUCCUUUUGGACACUUAGACAUUUUUACAGAAAAAGAGAUAUUUGAAAGCUGUGUGUGCAAGUUGAUGGCGAAUAAAACGAGGAUCUUGGUUACUUCAAAAUUGGAACACUUAAAGAUUGCUGACAAAAUAUUAAUCUUACAUGAAGGGAGCUGCUAUUUCUAUGGAACAUUUUCUGAACUUCAGGGUCAACGGCCAGACUUCAGCUCAGAGCUGAUGGGAUUUGACUCUUUUGAUCAGUUCAGCGCAGAGAGAAGAAAUUCAAUCCUUACUGAGACUCUCCGACGAUUUUCCAUUGAAGGAGAAGGCAUGGGAUCACGCAAUGAAAUAAAGAAGCAAUCUUUUAAACAAAAAUCAGAUUUGAACGACAAAAGGAAGAACUCUGUAAUUAUUAACCCCCUGAAUGCAAACAGGAAGUUCUCAGUGGUGCAGAAGAACGGGGUGCAGGUCAAUGGGAUAGAUGAUGGCCACAGUGACCCACUGGAGAGGCGGCUCUCGCUGGUGCCUGACGUGGAGCAGGGGGACGUGGCCCUGCUGAGGACUGGCAUGCUCAAGGCUGACCCUCUGCUGCAAGGGCGCCGGAGGCAGUCGGUGCUGAACCUGAUGACGAGCACCUCUGUCAACUACGGAGCAAACUUCCCCAAGAAGGGAAGCACAACCUUUCGGAAAAUGUCCAUGGUGCCUCAGACAAACCUGUCUUCUGAGAUGGAUAUCUACACCAGGCGCGUGUCUCGAGACAGCGUCUUGGACAUAACUGAUGAAAUCAAUGAGGAGGAUUUGAAGGAGUGCUUCAGUGAUGAUGCUGAAAGCAUGGGUACUGUUACUACAUGGAACACCUAUUUCAGAUACGUUACUAUCCACAAAAACUUGAUUUUUGUUCUGAUUUUGUGCGUGACUGUCUUCUUACUUGAGGUAGCUGCUUCUCUUGGUGGGGUUUGGUUUCUUCAAAAGACAGCUUUGAAGGCAAAUUCAACACAGUCAGAAAACAGCACCUCUGACAAACCUCCUGUGAUUGUCACUGACACUAGCAGCUACUACAUCAUUUACAUCUAUGUGGGUGUGGCAGAUACCCUGCUUGCCAUGGGAAUCUUCAGAGGUUUGCCCCUUGUGCAUACACUUAUAACAGUGUCUAAGACUCUUCAUCAAAAGAUGGUGCAUGCAGUUCUUCAUGCACCUAUGUCAACCUUCAACUCUUGGAAAGCAGGUGGUAUGCUCAACAGAUUCUCAAAAGAUACGGCAGUACUGGAUGACUUACUUCCACUCACAGUAUUUGACUUCAUUCAGUUAAUACUGAUUGUGAUUGGCGCUAUAACAGUAGUCUCAAUAUUAGAACCCUACAUCUUCCUGGCAUCAGUGCCUGUGAUAGCAGCCUUUAUUCUGUUAAGGGCAUACUUCCUCCACACUUCUCAGCAGCUGAAACAACUGGAAUCUGAAGCUCGGAGUCCAAUUUUCACCCAUCUUGUUACAAGCUUAAAAGGGCUGUGGACACUGCGAGCUUUCGGGCGGCAGCCGUAUUUUGAGACCUUAUUUCACAAAGCGCUGAACCUACACACGGCAAACUGGUUCCUCUACCUGUCAACACUGCGCUGGUUCCAGAUGAGGAUAGAAAUUAUUUUUGUGGUCUUUUUUGUUGCUGUGGCAUUUAUCUCUAUCAUAACUACAGGUGAAGGACCAGGCACAGCUGGAAUUAUUCUUACUUUAGCUAUGAACAUCAUGGGAACCUUGCAGUGGGCAGUAAACUCAAGCAUAGAUGUUGAUAGUUUGAUGCGGUCUGUCGGACGAAUAUUUAAAUUCAUUGACAUGCCAACAGAAGAGACAAAAAACAUUAAGCCACAGAAGAAUAAUCAGUUUUCAGAUGCCCUUGUAAUUGAAAACAGGCAUGUGAAGGAUGAGAAGAACUGGCCAUCUGGGGGCCAAAUGACUGUGAAAGACCUUACGGCCAAAUACGGUGAAGGUGGAGCUGCUGUACUAGAAAACAUUUCCUUUUCAAUAAGUUCAGGGCAGAGGGUGGGCCUUUUAGGAAGAACAGGUUCAGGAAAAAGCACUUUACUUUUUGCAUUUUUAAGACUGCUGAAUACAGAAGGGGAUAUCCAGAUUGACGGAGUCUCCUGGAACACGGUCAGCGUGCAGCAAUGGAGAAAAGCAUUUGGAGUGAUUCCUCAGAAAGUGUUCAUAUUUUCGGGAAGUUUUCGGAUGAAUUUGGAUCCUUAUGGGCAGUGGAAUGAUGAAGAAAUAUGGAAAGUUGCAGAGGAGGUUGGGCUGAAGUCUGUAAUAGAGCAAUUUCCAGGCAAGCUUGAUUUUGUUCUUGUGGAUGGAGGCUGCGUCCUCAGUCAUGGCCACAAGCAGCUGAUGUGCCUUGCCCGGUCAGUUCUCAGCAAAGCUAAAAUCUUGCUGCUCGAUGAACCAAGUGCUCACCUGGACCCUGUAACUUCCCAAGUGAUCAGGAAGACUCUGAAGCACGCGUUUGCCAACUGCACUGUGAUACUCUCUGAGCACAGGCUGGAGGCGAUGCUGGAAUGCCAGAGAUUUUUGGUGAUCGAGGACAAUAAACUGAGGCAGUACGAAUCCAUUCAGAAGCUGCUGAACGAGAAGAGCUCCUUCAGGCAGGCCAUCAGUCACGCCGAGCGCCUUAAGCUCCUGCCAGCACACCACAGAAACUCCAGCAAGCGUAAACCCCGACCCCAAAUCACUGCCUUGCAGGAGGAGACGGAGGAAGAAGUGCAGGAGACAAGACUGUGAGAUGCUGUGUAGAGACCUUUGUGGGGUGAAUGGUCAGCAGUGCCCCAUCGUGACAGGACCAGCACUUCUGAAGCUGCCUCAGCCAUGCACAAAUUCAGCCUUCCCGGAGUUGUUUACUGAAGCCACUGCAUGAGCAUGUCGGAAUUGCUUCCCUUCUGUGCUUAAUCAUGUGCAGGUUAGCACACUCUUUGAGGUUUUGCCACUUAUAGUGGUGAAACCAGAUUUCCUUUGGAAAGCUGCUCUGAUUGGAAACAACGAAGAUGGCAAGCAGAAGUAACCUGCCUAGCCUGACAUAAUUGUUUCAGAAAACUUUUAGAAAGGUUCUUGCUGGGGUGAGAGGACUAGACAGCAGGAAGAAUGUGAGAAAAAAAAUCAAAUCUGGGUGGAAAAUAGAAAAAUCAGUAUGCAAAAAACUUCUGUGGAUUCACUUCCUGCAACUGAAUUAAGGGACAAUAUCAGCAAGGCACACAGAAAACUUCCUCCUCUUUGUUUUCCAUGCAGCGACUGUAAUUUCAGCUUAGCAGGAAAGGCCAAAUGCCACAUGCAUAGGUGAAAAUGAAGGAAGAGAGGAUAUUGUCUUGGAAGCCAAUCAACAUCUGUCAUGUCUCCACAGUUAAGGGAGAAUUGGUAUUUCCUCUUAAAACCUAGGAGACUGUUAACCUGACCCUGCACACACUCCCAAUUGGAUUGAGUGCAGGCUGACACCAGUAUCUAGCACAAGGUAGGACUCCUGGCAGUGGACCUGUAAUAGUCUGUAUAGGUCUGGCAUCUUUAUAUGCUUUUUACUUUGGCCUAAUGAAAAAAAAAAGGGGGAAGAAACCUCUCAAAAGUAGACUUUAAUAAUGAAAUUAAUUUUUAUACUCUUCUGGUUUGCAGUUUUAUUAUGGAAUUGAAUGUUCUCUAGGAUAUUUUAUUUAUUUUAAUAUUGUUGCAAACUUUUGCUAAGGAAAUUAUGUAUUUUAAGAGUGAUUACGUACUAUAAAGAAAAAUAUAUUUGUACAAAAAGUUUUAUAUUUGGAUUGUCGCAGGGAUAUUUUGCUACUAGAUUUUGAUGUCUCAUUAUGCUAGAGCUGUUGAAAACGAGGGCAGCCCCAGAGUUUGGCCAGGUACUGUCCAAUGCUGUCUUUGUGCACUAAAGUAUUCUAGUGAUAUACAGGUGUUUUAGAUUAUUUUUUUCUUUAAAUAAAUUUUUAAAAAGAGAAACUGCCUGUAUGACACAUUACAGCCCCCCCUGCCCCCCUUAAUGAGGCAGGCACUGGGGACCGAUUCUGCUACUUCCACUUAGGCCAUCGCUGGCUGUCACAACCACGGCCAUACCUUUCAGCCGCCGCUCUCUCUCCUUUCCGGAGGCGGCGGCUCUCGGGGCUGCCCGGGCGGCACUAGGUGGUGCUGCGGGCCUCCAACGCUGCGGCGCGGCCUGCGCUCGGCCCUGGGCCCGCUCAGAGCCCGAGCCCCGCAGCUGCCAAGAGCAGCACAGGCAAGGCUCGGACUAGACUCCUUCAGGCUCGGACUAACCUCCUUCAGGCUCGGACUAAGCUCCUUCAGGCGUGCUGGAGCAGCAGCCGGCCUGGGCUGCCCCCGGCUGGGCGCUGGUUCUGCUGGAGGCGCUGCUGGGUCCGGCGGAGCCCGCAGGCCCUGGGACUCACUCUGGAGCUGCUUGCCCUGUGUGACGCUGGUUUCCCUCUAGCUCUGCCCCCCUCUGCAUACCUUCUGGCCUUCAUUACACAUUUCCUUUGCAAAUAUUUGUCGGUGUUUUUUUCCCUGCCUUGUCCCUCAUACUGUACUUUUAUGCUUGUCCACCUUUAGCACUUACCUGGGUCUUUUUCCUUUCUUUCUGUGGGGGACACCUUGCGCUGCCUGGUUUUCUCCACAAAGCAAUGCCUUUUGCUCACAGAGCAUUCUGGAUACCCUUGGGUCUCAGUUUUGCCAUGUCACUGUUCCUUUGCCACUAAGCUCUGCUUGAUUCAUAACAAUGGAAAACCAACUGUGUAUUGAAGUAGCAUCGCUUUUGAAUCCUAUUUCCACUCCCCUUAUCCCCUCAAACUGUUCACCUCACACUGUUUGUCCCUUUUCUGACAUAGUCAGCUCUCCAUUUGUACAAGUCUUUACAGAGUACGUGGCCAAGGCUGGCUGGGAGGCCAGGGCUGCUGAAGUGUGGCCAAGUCUAAGGAGGCAUGCCAAGGGUCACUCUUUUUCAGGAUGUUACUCAGAGUUACAGCAGACACACCAAGUGGGGGAGUUUAUAAUCUAAAUAAACAAGAUGAUCAGAAAGAUCAGCAGAAAAGAACGACUGUCACUAGAACUAGUGCAUUCUUCAGAGCUUGCGAAACUGUUCAUGUUUUGUGUCGUUGUCAGAGUUAGAAGGUGGUAGGUAAGCUGGAAUCGACAGAUGAGGACACAUUUCAGGGAAGAAAAAAGAUAAGUACAGCAGGAGCAUGUAGCAGAUGGGACAUAUGGAAGCUGCUAAUACAAACACUCAGAAGGAGGACUUUGAAAGAAAAAGGAAAUCAGUUGACUGAUGGCCUCCACCCCGGGCUACAACACUCACCGAAACAGCUUCUGCCAUCAGUGCCCAGCUACCACCAUCACACUGCCAGUCCUGAAGAGCCCAGGCAAGAUGCUGCCCUCUCAGGGCAACUGAGAGGAGUGUGCUAUUUCUUUCAGUCCCAAACCACUGCUUCAGCUCCUCUGGAGUUCAAGCUGGAACAGGAGGUAAGUUAGUACCAGCCUCUAUGAGGAGGAUGACACAGCCUCUCCUUCCCAACACAGAGCAUGUUACCUUCUAGAGUAGAUGUUCUGGUACCUGCUGUCAGAGGGUGACAGCUCCCAAGGAUGUUUGCCUGAAACUAAUCUGGGAAGUUGCACAUCCUGUUUGUGAUGGAAAAUGGAGCACAAGAGGGAAGGGAGAAAAUAAAAAAUAAGCAAAUGAGGCCAUAAACAAUGGAAGAACAAACAAUGACCUUCAUAAACACACGCUAAGCAGUACUUAAGGGAAUUUUUCUUCUCAUGUGCUUGCUUUGCAUGUAUUUGAUAGAACAGAUAUAAAAAAUACUCUUACCAGAGCACUUUGUCAUUAAAACCACCUAUACAAAAAUGUGGGUGUGUACAACAUACAGACAAAGAAGAGAGCAUGCUGGUUUUAAUACUCCAUGUGGAGAUUUCAUUUUGCAGCCUGCUAACAAAAAAAGUUGAAAAGAGAUUCUGUAGCUGUCCUUAAGUACUGUGGAGAAGGGUGGCCAUACUGCUAUUACAGCACUGAGAAGCUCUUGGGAGAGCAAAGGAUAAGGAAGGGUAGCCUAAACAAACUUGAACUAUGCACAUUUAUGCAUUUUCAUAAAUCUUAUAUACAAAAUAACUACACAAAGUAGCUCGAUAUUUGUCAUUAGUGGGAACUGCCCAGUAUCUCACUGGAGUCAACCAAGCCUGCUAUUCCAACAAACAACUUUUUUUUCACAGUUGCUUAGCUGGUGUCUUACCAGCUGUGCUUUAUUCAUUAAAUAUCCAUUUCCAAAGUCUUUCUUAAAGACUCCAGUUCCACAAGUCUCAAAUCUCUCAGGCUGUUACAUCAGAGCUGGUAAACACCUGAUGACAUCUGCACUUUUUGAAUUCUAUCUACCCUGUUUAAGCAACAGGCUUAAGUUAUGUCUUAGCAACUUCAGGCCUUUUAAAGCAGUUUCCUCUAUUAAUUGGUAUUAAUUGCUGGAGGUAAUUUCAGAACCACAUAAUUUAUUCAAUUUUAUUUACCUAAAAAAUGUUCUGGUGAUUAUUUUUUCCUCAUUUUCUAUUAUAGAUUUGGUAUUUUAGGUCUAUAAUUACUUGGCUAUGAUUUAACAUUUGGAAAAAAACCCACACCACUUUAGAACUGACGUACAACUGUUCCUUAAUGGACCAUUAGUUGCUGUCUAAAAACAUCUUGCAAAUUAAGCAAUACAAUGCAAUACAGUAAUACAUUUCCUUUACAAACCCCCAUGUUCUCUAAAACCAAUUUCCUGUUCCAAGGAUAAACAAUAUUUAUACUAAGUUCACUCCCUAGGGCUCACUUCAACCUCAAAAUACAAUCCUUGUAAAAUGCAGCCAGAGGUUUCUGAGUGAUACUACAGCCCAGUACCACAACCCCUUGUGCUCCCUUAAAGUCACUUCAAGUUUCUUGAAGGACAGCCCACUUAGUAAUUCUCAUGUCUCUUACCUAUGGUUUGAUCACCGUAAACAUCACUGUAGCCAGAGUUAGGACCAGGAAAGUGAUCCUUCAUCCUUUCUUCAGGCAGAGGCUGUUUUGAUUCUCCAGUUCUACUGGAAAGCUGGAGGGUUUUGGAUGUAUUUUGUAAAUUCCUUGAGUUGUAUUACAGGAAGAGAUGUGCGUCAAGCCUGCUGGUUUUGCUGUUGCUGAUGAAUGUUGCUGCCUUUGUUGAAUGAUGGAGAAGGUAGAAACCUUUUAAUUUUGGAGUUCAUGCUCAGCAACCCAAAAAAAAUAAGGUAGAUAUUGUCUGACGGACUCAGACAUUCACUUAAGGAACAUAGUCCAUGUUCUUGUCAAGAAAAAAGAACCACUGGAGAGAUGCUGAAAGCUUCUAUUUUCAGGACUGGCUUGAAGUGAAGAGCUGGAAUGUUUAGUACUUACCAGAGUAGACGGAUGAGAAGUAUCGUUCCUUGUUUCUCUGGUUGAAGACAUUGAGAUGUAUAUAAAGAAUAUAGUGUAGUCAGAUGAGGGCUAAAUUAAAAGUCUUUCACUGCCCCAGUGGCUUGUCAAAUGGAUUCUCCAGUAGAAGCUUCCCUAUACCUUCUGGGAUACUCCUCCAUGCAGAUGGGGUCUCUCUCUUCACUUAACUCUUUCAAAGUUAUGGGGUAAUAGCUGGGAGCAGAUGUAGCAUGGAUGGGUAUGGCCCACCACAGCACACUCCAAUCCUCUCUGCUUGAGACACAGAAAGCAAGGAAGAGAAAGGAUUUUGCCCAUUAAAAACCCAAAGGGAGAGUAGCUGGUAUGACAAGUCACUUAUAAGGAGUGCUGUUUGUAGCAUCAUAGGAAUAACCUGAAGACACAAGUGAAACCCCGAGCUCAUGAACAGAGCCUGGCCUUGCUUCAGCACAACCUAUCACAAACCAAGUGAUAAGCCAGCAGAGAAGUCAGCAUGUCCACAAGCAAACUGUGUCACAGCUAUGUGGUGCUCACUCUUUGAGGGCAGGAACUGCUGUGGCCUAGCAAGAGAGAUUAGCACUUAGUACAGAAGAGAGCCAUCAAUUAGGAGAUAUGCAAGAUACUGUGAGAUUAAAGCUAUAUGGAGAUCACAGACUGUGUUGAACUGACAGACAAACAAAAUGACAGCAGAAGUCAAAAAGGUGAAAGACGCAGAUGGAGAGUUUAGGACAGCAGGCUGAAAAAGGAAGGCUAAUGAGGGUGUUGAAAGGCAAUGCUAAAUUUAGCAAGACACCUGACUUUCACACCAAAGUUACUCUGUCCUCCACAAAUUUUCAUGCACACUACAGUACUGAUUAGUUUUUACUCUCACAGACAAUAUGCAGUUUUAAAAUAGGCCUCAAAGCAAGCUUUAGGACACUACCCAGUAUCUUCCCACACAGAAGCACACUGUUAACUCUUUAUCUAAAUGAGUUCUCACAUUUAAGGUGUAUUUUAAACGCAGAACAAACCUGGCUUAGAUGCAUGUCAGGAUUUUUCUUUUCUUAUAGCUCUUAAAAAAAAAAAUUAUUACAAAUUCUGAUGUUGAAAUUUAUGUGAUCCUUACAAAUGGUGUCUUCCACUUGUGUUCCUCUUUGGCCAUGAAAUCCAUAUCUGAGCUUCUCACACAAGCUACCACACCGCUGCUCACUGCUUCAGCACAUCAGGGAUCCUACUUGCUGAGACUCACUGCUCCGACCUGCAGGGCCUGGCAGCUGACUCAUUCUGCUAAGAACCACCAGCAAAAGCAGCAUAUUUUUUCAGCACAAAAAAUAUUAAAAAAAUAAAAGUAAAAAUCAGUCUCUAGAGAAAUGAACUGUACUUAGUUACACAUUACUAUCACAGCAAAUUGAAGUCUUAGUGAAACAGCAAUUGCCUAAAACCAAGGUACUUUCUAAAUAUAUUGUGCAGGAAAUUAUUUCAGAAAUAAGCUUUUAAUAUUCAAUAUCUGUAGAACCAAUACACACACACAAACUCAGAGAAAGAAAGACAAUAUGCCAUACAAAGAUUUUAUUGACAUGAGUCUGGGAUAACUGUUUUAUAUACAAAGGCAAAGUGUUAGGAAACAGUUAAUCCUUUCCUCCUCUGGGCUUAUUUUGAGAAAACUGUUCUUUUGGAUAUUAGCGUCAUAUCACUGCCCAAAUUCUCCAAACCAUCUCCCACUAACCCAACAGAAGGCAUCUAAGUCUGAUCUCCAGAAAAAUCUGCACUUUCCCCUGCCUAACAGGUGAGUUAUUUCGACAGUGCACAUUUCCACAUUCCUACAAUUCACAAGGAUGUAACUGCAGCUAUUGUAGAAAGAGGCUGGGGAAAUACGCCCUGCAUAGCAACUGUCCCUCAUGGGAACAUGAUCUACCUCAGUGGUGGAGAGAAAAAUGACAAAGAGUUAAUUUUAACGGCAACUCAAGUAUCAUUUUAUAGCAAUUACAUCUUAAAUCCACAACAGAAAUUGAUAAUUACAUAGUAACUCAUUGCUACUACAUUAUCUUGGAUAAUACUGUAAGUUAAGCUUUUGCUCAAAUUCCUUUUCAGUAAAAUCUGUUUCUGUAAAACACUUUUAUUUCUUGGAUGCUUUUAAAACACUAAUGGAGCAUAUAAAAGUUUUUACAGUAUACAAGAAAAACUAAGUUAAUAAAUGAUCACAUUUUCUUCAAUUCUAUCAAAGAGUAAGAGUCUGAGAAAAAUAACUUUUGUUGCAUUUUAAUUUCUCAAUCUCUUUCCUUUUUUAAGAGAUGAAAUUUAUAAAGGAAACUCAUUACAAUUUAGAUGAAGAGAAGCUUGAGAAAAACAAAAUCACAAUUCAGCAGGCAGAUGAUGAUGAUGAUGAAAUCAAAGUAUUUAAUAUGGCUUGUAAGCUGAAAGUAAUCGAUCUGCAAUUCCAAACAUUUCAGUUAUUGCCACAUUCACUAAUUUUUCAUUAAGUGAAGAUAAAACGUCUUUAAAAUGCAUGAACAAUAGCAUUAAGCCAUUGUUGUAUAUAUUGUGCAACUCAUCUGAAUGCAGGUUAACAUGUGAACUUAAUAGAAUAUAUUUAUGUACAGUAUAUACACAAACAGAAUCCUGUGGUAGGUACCCCUGAAUAUUAUUAUUUAAAUAAGUAAUUUUCAUAUUAAAAGAAGAAAAAAACCCAACCAUCUAUGGAGGAGGCAAAAUGCCCAUUUCUGAACUUUAAAUCAAUAUAAUUUCCAGCUGAUGUACAUAGAAAUAAAACCGUGGUCCUGUACAAACUUUACAUUACAGGGUAACAGUUUGUUUUUAAAAAAUAUUUACAUAUUUAAGUACUUGGUUCUUUGCAAUAGAGAUUAUAUGAACAAGAAAAAUUGUAAGAUAGGCAGGUUUAUUUACUGGAUUUUUAUAUUUAUUCUUUUUUGUGCAAAUUCCAAAUCUCUCUUUUUAUGUAAUUAUCUGCCUCUAUUUGCCUUGUAUUACUGCUGCUGCUUUUUUUUAGUAUUCUGAGAAGGCUGGGUGACUUUGCUUCUAGGAACAGGAAGAAAAGAUUUAACUCUUGAAACACCCAACUCUGUCUUUGAUUUACUGUUGCUGCUUUCCACAGUUCGACUGCUGCUGAGAGGACGCAUUCCAUCCUGGAAAUAAAGAGAAAAAAAGCAUUUUGUGUAUAAAUAAGUAUCAUUGUUUGACAUGGUUGGGUGGUGUUUCCUUCAUUUCGGCCAACAUCUCCCCAGAAAAAAUAUUUUUUAGUUCUGUAUGAAAGAUUUUGACCAAGUUUUUCACAAAUCUCCCAAGUAGCUAAGCUUGUCUACUUGCAGGUCAAUAUAGUAAUGCCUUUUGUUGUUAGCAGAAAUUUUUAAAGAAAAAAAAAUCACUAUGAGAAAGGUACAGUAGGAACUGGUAGGUCAGGCAUCACUACUGUGUGAAGCUCUGAUUUGGGAUGCCUGAAUGUGUUUAGAGAAAUAUUCAAAAGGAGUACACCUACUUGGUGUAGCUGUAGGCAAGUUUAAAAUGAUUUCUUUUAGUGGAGACUGUUCUAUGGAUUUAAAGUAAAAUUACAGAAAGUACUCUAACUUUCUGAAUAUUUGGAUACAAAGAAAUAUUAUUGCAAAGCUAUUAACUCAUCUGACCCUUAGACUGGCUCAGCUGGUCAGAGCAUGGUGCUGGUUACAGCAAGGUUGUGGGUUCAGUCCUUGUAUGGGUCAUUCCCUCCAAAGUUGGACUUGAAAAUCCUUGUGGGUCCCUUCCAAUUCAGAAUAUUUGGUGGUCUGUGAAGUCAACUCUUUUAAUGCUAAGGUGUUCUAGAUAAUCCAGUUUCAGGAAUUUCACUGUAUCAGCAGAAAAUGGUGUCUCUAGAAAACAAUUUACUGCAGUCAGAUAAAACAUCAGGAUUGGCCUCCAAAAGACCCAUACCAAUGUAACACAGAAGGCCUGGUAGGGGAACAAAGAUCACAGAUUAUUCCCUGGCUAAGAUUAACUGAGCUUAGAAGCCCUCUUGAUGUUUACAAACACAAAGAGCAAAAAAGUAGAGGGAACAAAAUGUAACAACAGAGAAAACAUAAUUUUCCAAAGAAUGAAAACUAAGCAGGACAUAAUUUAAUCUUCGUAUUUAGUAGGGAUGGUAGCGCCCACAAACAAUAAAAAUUUCUGAAAAGAAGAUGAUAGUAGACUUACUAUAUCUUCCAAUAAUAUUCAGCUUAUCUUCUCACUCUGAAGUCACCAAAGUUUAUUUACAUAUAUAACAUAGCAAGUUAACUGUAUAUUUCAGCAAAUAGGUCAAAGAUAGGAACUGAAUAACCCUAAAAAAAUGCUAUUCUUCACAAACUUUGGUAAUAUCAUGUCUUUUCAAUAUUUUUUACCCCUGAGAGCUCUGACAUCAGAGAAACCAGAAAUUUUACAUCAAGAAUUUUAAAAGUGGUGCUUUUGCAAACUUACUGAAUGACAUUAAUUGAGAGGAGACAACAAACCCAGGUUUUAUUUCUCUUCAGAUCUGAUGGAAAUAACCCGUAAUGUCAAAAAUACUUGGCCUGGGGAGAUGGCUUUAUGUAGAAUGCCAAAACUGAAAGCAAAUAACAUCCAUUGUUUUAAUAAAUCUUUAGCUUCUAUUAAGACACAUGAAAGAAACUUGGCAUGGUAGUCUAGCAAGUUUCCUAAGAAUUAUGACAGUUUUUUCUUGUAAUAAACCGGACACUAAUUCUUAGGAUCCAAUCAGAAAUUCAGAUUUGGGGAAACUCAAGACAGGGUAGGAUACUUUCCUAUCCUACUGUAAAACUCAUUUCACCUACCUUUUGUGUUGUUGUUUUAUUUGGGUUAGUACCACUUGCUGAAAAUACAGGAAUGUUCUGGGAGUUACUGAACAUCAGUAACUCAUCUUUAGAAUCUGCAAUCUAAAGAAAGAUAAGAAAAUGGUUAUUUUUUAGUUAUUCACAGAGAUUAUGUUUAAAUUUGCCAAUUUUUGGAGGCUUGAUUUUAUUUUCAUGGUUUCUGUACAAUGCAACGCAUAAAUAUCCAAAGAACAAUUACAAUAUCUCUUCUUUACUCUUGAGUGCAUUUUUAGAAGAUGGGAGAUGGAGAUUUCAUAUCAACUACAAUCAGAGGAAGAUUAAACAUGCAUUUCCGGAGUAAUACUUCUCAGUGGAGCUAAAGGACAGUAUCCCAUCAAAUUUUACCCAGCCCCCAGGAACAUCAGAGAAAUGAAUGAUCGUUUUCUCUUUCUCCUGCCAUGUUUCUUCCCUACUAUUUUUCCUUCCCUUUUUCCUAUUUUUCCUGACCAGAAAGUAACAGACAGAGCCUCCUCAAGAUGCUGUCCUCACUGAAAACUAGUUAUUUUAUCCUGGGGCAAGCUGAUCCAAUUCAAUUCUGCAACUGCAAAAGUAUUCCAUCCCAACCCAGUGAAGGCAGCAGGAAUAUAUUCGAGUGAAAGGGCAAAUUAAAGAGAAGAAGUACUUAUUCUGUUGGCAUCCUGAAAUUACAUCACACAAAGAAAGCAUUCAACAGCACCCUUACUUCUGCAAGGCUCUACUACUAGGCGUCUGGGGAAUUAACAACAGAAAUUCCAGCCAAGGAUGGUUCCACCCAUGGUGAGGAAACUGAACAAAAGACUUGACAUCUAUCUUCUUCCUUAUCUAACCCGUAUUUCCUUGAAUUGUCAUCAACAAGCAAUUAUACUUUGCAUGUUAUUAAACACAAUUUUAAGUUGGUUA
Haemorhous mexicanus (house finch) is the source of this 14959-nucleotide messenger RNA. It is a transcript of the gene CFTR, whose product is annotated as CF transmembrane conductance regulator. The record is from RefSeq and is a predicted model, not a curated record. The coding region runs from base 179 to 4636 and encodes 1485 amino acids. The transcript is spliced from 27 exons. Gene Ontology annotation, biological process: chloride transmembrane transport; bicarbonate transport. NCBI's taxonomy places the organism in Eukaryota, Metazoa, Chordata, Aves, Passeriformes, Fringillidae. Gene Ontology annotation, cellular component: plasma membrane; apical plasma membrane; cytosol. Gene Ontology annotation, molecular function: ATP hydrolysis activity; ABC-type transporter activity; ATP binding.